Molecule: messenger RNA, 2004 nt
Organism: Seriola aureovittata
Lineage: Eukaryota; Metazoa; Chordata; Actinopteri; Carangiformes; Carangidae
Product: granzyme B(G,H)-like
Exons: 5
Coding region: 69-839 (256 amino acids)
Biological process (GO): proteolysis
Molecular function (GO): serine-type endopeptidase activity
Source: RefSeq, a predicted model, not a curated record
UUUAAAGGUUGAACUUGUCAGUGAUGUGUGCAACUGUUCUUCAGUAGUUCAGCUGAACUGAUCUCACCAUGCUCACCAUGUUUUCCCACUGUAAAUUGGUCAUAUUGAUACUUGCACUGACUCCUUACUAUCAAGUUACAAGAGGAGUCUCUGGAGGCCAUGAGGCUGUCCCACAUAGCAGGCCAUACAUGGUGAUUGUGGAGCAACACGUGAAGGACGAUAGAACAAAAUACUGUAGUGGAUUCCUUCUGAAUGAAGAUUUUGUGAUGACUGCAGCCAGCUGCCAAGCCAAGUCCUACACAGUCUCUCUAGGAGUUCACAACGUCCAAGACAAUAAUGAAGUACAGCGUAUAUCUGUGGAAAAAUCAUUUCCACAUAAAGACUACGAUCCUAUUAAUUUAAAAAAUGACAUGAUGCUUCUUAUGUUGAAGUCCAAGGCAAAUCUCAACAAAAAUGUGAAACCCAUUGCUCUUGCAAACAAAGAUGACGGCCCUCUGCCUAAAUCAUGUACAGUGUCCGGCUGGGGAAGGAGCAACAGCAGUAACUAUAUGUCUCCAGUACUCAUGGAAGUCAGUGUAACACUCAUUGACAAUGAGAUGUGUGUCCAGAAUAAUUUGUACUGCUCUCAUGGAGACGCUGGGCCGGAGAAGGGAGACUCUGGUGGUCCAUUGGUCUGCGAGGAUGGAAAGGCGUACGGGGUGAUGUCCUUCAAAUACAAACCAGCAGCAGAUGAACCGCCUCUAAACUGCUAUACUAAGAUACCCGAGUAUAGAAACCAGAUCGAUUGGAUUUCAGAAAAUAUGUCCUAUCUUUGUAUUUCUGGUGCUCGAGAACUUUAGAGGUGAUAAUUGAAAUGCUCAUAUUACAACUGAUCCCACAUCAAUGAGACUGCCACACCAGAGUCUAGACUUUAAUUAAAAAUAUGCUUUAAUUUGAUGAUAACAAAUCAUACAAAUAUUUGUUUGGAAAAUUCACAUAAAAGAAUGGUAACAGAUGAACAUGAUUUGAUUAUUAUCAGAAAGUAAUCUGUCUUUUUUCUGGCUACCCUACAUUUUCUGUCAAUAAUCUUUUGGUAACUCUCAGCAAAUUAGAAAUUGAAACCAAGAAAGCUAGAUUCAAACAAGCCAAUGACACAGAAAUUAGGGUGAAAAUAGAUCAAAAAUGUAACUGUACAUUUCUGUUUAAUAGGUGUAUUUUCUAUUAACAUUAGAGAGAAUUUGUCUUCUGCUCUUAAGCACAGCAUUAUAUAUAUAUACACUACAUAUAACUGCUUUGUGCAUGUUCUUUUAGACUAGAAUAAAAUGAGAACACAGGCUCCUGCAAUUUUUUUUGUACACUCUGUACACUUUUGUGUUUGAACAUGAAUUAAACAACAACAAAAAAAACCAACAUGGCCUCAUCACUUGUUGAAGUGAAGAAGAGCUGAAAGUCACUUCUUAUUUACAAGCUGUAAACCUAAUCAAGUCUCUGCCUGUUGUUUAACACACACCCUGUCGUUGCAUUUUUGGAAACAUCUGACAGAACAGCUCAGGGUGGACACUAGCAUCUGCUGUCACUUUCAAAUUAUUAAAGCAUUUUUGGGUUCAAAUUUUCAGAUGUUUAGGCAUUAAAUAAGGUAAUUUUGCUUUAUUAGCACUCCAAAUUCUACAUGACCAAGUAGUAAAACAAACUUGUUGUGAUUUACAUAAGAAUCAUGAUUCUUAUCCUUCAAGAAUCUGAAUCAAUUCACAAAUUAUCCCGCAUUAUUGGAGUAAUAUUGUAAAAAUGACACUACACUAAAUGAAGAAUAUGAACAAAAAUGGGGACGGACUUCUGUAAAGGCAUUUCAUAUUUAAAACAGAGUAUGGUGUUAUGAUGAUACAAAUAAUGAACCACGGUAAACUGUCUGAAUACUUUUAAUUAUUAUCAAGUUAAAAAGAUUAAACACAUUAUUUGGUUGCAUUAGUAACAGUAAGUCUUUUAAAUAAAUAUAUUCAAAAUAUAUUUGCCCAUUUGUUUAUCUGU